CACUCCGACGCCUCCUUCCCCAAGGACGGCAUCCGGAGCCACACCUACUCCUCUGAGAGCAAGGCGGGAACGGAGCAGACACUGCCGCUUUCACGUAACGCGUAGAUUCAUUUUCGACUACGUGUACCCCUGUGUAUAGACCAGUCGACACCGGUGCAGACAUGGGUUACACUUUGUACAACUUCAACGGCAGCCCUCCGUGCGCCACCGUACGCAUGCUGGCCAAGCACAUCGGCGUCGAUUUAGAGUUAAAGACCGUGGAUACUUUCAAGAAGGAGCAAUUUGCACCGGAAUACCUCAAGCUAAAUCCUUUCCACAAGAUUCCUACCUUGUCUGACGAUGGCUUCAUUGUGUACGAAAGUUCGGCUAUAUGCUACUACCUGCUAAGAAAGCACGCACCCGAAAGCGAGCUCUACCCAGACUGCCCCAGGGUCCGCGCACAUAUCGACCAAGCUCUCGCCACGAUUAGCAGCACCAUCCAGCCUCACUACUUCGAGUUCUUUAAACCCCGUUUCUACGAGUUGACGAAGCCUACCGCAGAGGACAUGGAGCAGUUUGAGGAGAACGUGAUCAAGGGUUUCGAACACGUGCUAGGAGACGGAAACUACGUGCUUGGUGACAAGCUCAGCCUCGCUGACCUCAGCUUGGUGGCUCACCUCACAAUUGUCCUCGAGGUUCCUUUCCUGAAUGCUGAGAAGUAUCCUAAACUGAAAGCCUACUACAAUCGGCUAAAGGCACAACUGCCGUACUUCGAAGAGGUUAACCGGCAAGGAAUCUCCGACUUAAAUGCUUUGAGCGCCAGCCUGUAAUAGAAGCCUGCGACGCAAAUGUCGGCAUGUCUUUCUUAAUAAACACAUUCUAUCUCCUUUCAA
Rhipicephalus sanguineus (brown dog tick) is the source of this 872-nucleotide messenger RNA. Its product is annotated as glutathione S-transferase 1. Lineage: Eukaryota; Metazoa; Arthropoda; Arachnida; Ixodida; Ixodidae. Gene Ontology annotation, biological process: glutathione metabolic process. The record is from RefSeq and is a predicted model, not a curated record. Gene Ontology annotation, molecular function: glutathione transferase activity. The coding region runs from base 162 to 809 and encodes 215 amino acids. The transcript has 5 exons.